CUGUCUAGCUUGACGUCGUUGCUGUUAGCUAGCCACAACAGUACGUUUUGCUCGUCAUUGUUGUCAUUUUAAAGACUUUAAUCGAGCUUUUAAUCUUUAUAAAUACACUGGUGGCCGUCCUGUGAUGGGCAUUACCUCCAGGAUGAUUCCUACCGAGGAUGCGUCCGCCAGGAAGCGGGAAAUAGAGGAGAAACUGAAGCAGGAGCAAGAGACGCUGUCAUUCAUCCGAGAAAACCUGGAGAAGAGUGAUCAGCUGACCAAGGGCAUGGUCUCCAUCCUGUCGUCGUUCGAGAGCCGCCUGAUGCAGCUGGAGAACUCCAUCAUCCCGGUGCACAAGCAGACAGAGAACCUGCAGCGCCUGCAGGAGAACGUGGACAAGACUCUGUCCUGCAUGGACCACGUCAUCAGCUACUACCACGUGGCCAAAGACACAGACAGGAUCAUCAGAGAGGGGCCGACAGGCAGACUGGAUGAGUACCUUGCUUGUAUUGCAAAGAUUCAGAAAGCUGUGGAAUAUUUCCAGGAUAACAACCCUGACAGCCCCGAACUCAACACAGUGAAAGCGCGCUUUGAGAAGGGCAAAGAGCUGCUGGAGGCGGAGUUCCGCAGCCUCCUGACCCGCUACAGUAAACCCGUUCCCCCCAUCCUCAUCCUGGACGCCAUCAGUGUGGACGAGGAGCUGGAGGUCCAGGAGGAUGUGGUGCUGGAACAUCUGCCAGAAGCUGUGCUCCAAGAUAUCAUCUGCAUCGCCGGCUGGCUGGUGGAGUACGGACGCAACCAGGAUUUCAUGAACGUCUACUUCCAGAUCAGGUCCAACCAGCUGGAUCGCUCCAUCAAAGGCCUGAAGGAUCACUUCCGCAAGAACAGCGCCAACUCUGGGAUCCUCUACUCGCCCGCCGUCCAAACCAAACGCAAGGACACGCCCACCAAAAAGGCCCCCAAGAGACCAGUCUACAUCCCAGGGACCAUUCGCAAGGCUCAGAACCUUCUGAAACAGUACUCACAGCAUGGGCUGGAUGGGAAAAAGGGGGGCUCUAACCUCACUCCUUUGGAAGGUUACGAUCAUGACUCUCGGGUCAAACACCUCUCUGACGCCGUGACCGAGAAGCACGGGGCCGCCGCAGGAAAAGACGAUGUUCUGGACAUAGAGAUCGACUCCUACAUCCACUGCAUCAGUGCCUUCGUCAAGCUGGCCCAGAGCGAGUACGCCCUGCUGGCAGAAAUCAUCCCCGAGCACCACCAGAAGAAGACCUUCGACUCUCUCAUUCAGGAGGCGCUGGACAACCUGAUGCUGGAGGGAGACAACAUCGUGUCUGCAGCUCGCAGAGCCAUCAUGCGCCACGACUACUCAGCCGUGCUCACCAUCUUCCCCAUCCUCAGACACCUGAAGAUGAACAAGGCUGAGUUUGACUCCACGCUGCAGGGAACAGCAGCAAGUACCAAGAACAAGCUGCCCACUCUCAUCACCUCCAUGGAAACCAUCGGAGCCAAAGCUCUGGAGGAGUUCGCAGACAGCAUCAAGAAUGAUCCGGAUAAAGAGUACAACAUGCCCAAGGAUGGAACCGUGCACGAGCUGACCAGCAAUGCCAUCCUCUUCCUGCAGCAGCUGCUGGACUUCCACGAGACAGCCGGAGCCAUGCUGGCCUCACAAGAGACGAGCUCUUCAGCCGUCAGCUACACCUCGGAGUUCAACAAGAGGCUCCUCAGCACUUAUAUCUGUAAGGUACUGGGGAACCUGCAGCUGAACCUGCUCAGUAAAUCCAAAGUGUACGAGGACUCGGCUCUGAGCGCCAUCUUCCUGCACAACAACUACAACUACACCCUCAAGUCUCUGGAGAAGUCAGAGUUGAUCCAGCUGGUGACGGUGACUCAGAAGAAAGCUGAGGGUUCCUACAGAGAGCUGAUCGAGCAGCAGAUCCAGAUGUACCAGCGCAGCUGGCUGAAGGUCACGGAGCACCUGACGGACAGGAACAUGCCCGUCUUCCAGCCCGGCACCAAGCUGAAGGACAAGGAGCGGCAGGUGAUAAAAGACAAAUUCAAGGGCUUUAAUGACGGGCUGGAGGAGCUGUGUAAGAUCCAGAAGGGCUGGGCCAUCCCAGACAAAGAGCAGAGAGACUUCAUCCGCCAGGCCCAGAGGAGGGUGGUGUCGGACACCUACAGGGCCUUCCUGCACAGGUGCGCCAACGUCUCCUUCACUAAGAACCCCGAGAAGUAUCACAAGUACCGUCCGGAGGAAGUGGAGGAGAUGAUCGGGAGGCUGUUCGACACGUCCGCCUGAGCUGCACUUUAAACCCCCCCCGACUCAUGUUCCCCCCACCCCCCCUCCAGACACUUCAUAACCCUCACCUGGCACUCACCCUGCCUGUGUCUGAUGGAUGUUUUGUACAAAGAUAUGAACCUGAUGUAUGUAUGUAAUUUAGCCGUUCCAGAUCAGCAUUUCAAAAUAAAUAAAGGGACUCUGAAGCAG
Messenger RNA from Trematomus bernacchii (emerald rockcod), 2467 nucleotides. It is a transcript of the gene exoc7, whose product is annotated as exocyst complex component 7. Gene Ontology annotation, molecular function: phosphatidylinositol-4,5-bisphosphate binding. The record is from RefSeq and is a predicted model, not a curated record. Gene Ontology annotation, cellular component: exocyst. The coding region runs from base 125 to 2278 and encodes 717 amino acids. The transcript is spliced from 21 exons. Gene Ontology annotation, biological process: exocytosis. NCBI's taxonomy places the organism in Eukaryota, Metazoa, Chordata, Actinopteri, Perciformes, Nototheniidae.